CAGAACUCUUAGUUUUUUUUAAAUAAAGCUUUAUGUAUGACUAAAUGCUUUUUUCUAAAUUAAAUAAACCACUCCUUGGGUGGUUGUGGCCCCACGUUUGGUAAAGUUGGAAAGAUAUUCACAGAUUCAGACUUCCAGCAUCAAUAACUUUUUAGAUAUAGGUUUUAAAACAUAAACGAUGCCUCUUUCCCAUCGUUGUAAGGCAGACAAUGUGCUACAAGCCCAGUUUUAUCUAAAGCAGCUGUCUUUCAAGCUGCAGAAAUAGCACGGGUGUCUAUGGAGGGAACAGGAACCGUCUGCAACAGCAGAGACAAAUAUAUUCAAUAACUUCACUCUGAUACGUUGUAGUGUCACCAGAAUCACUGCAGCCUUCAACUGGCUGCUGCUGACAAAGUGUUUUAACAGAAGUGUAAAUGCUGUAAUGUGGUUCUUUUAACAAACAUGUAACUUGGAUGGAUGGAUGCUGGUGUGACCACAGUGACACGUCUGAUGGUGCUCACAGUGGUCCAAGGGAACGCUCAGGGAGUUUGUGUGUUUGCUCAGACUCAUGAAAAAUUAGAGGGAACACUGCAUAGAAUGAUAUUUCUACGUACGCGGCUGUUUCCACCACACAUUAUUACACAACUAGCAGUUCAUCUGUCCUCAACUGGUCCUGGCAGGAAUUCAAUCAAAGAGCAGAUUCUGAAGAAGAGGGUAGUAAAUCAGAAAGCUGAUAAGGAUGAUUGUCGAGGGAAAAUUUCACAAACAUUUCUGCAGAAAACCGCGGUCACACCCGAUGAUUUCACAACCCACAGCAGCAUGUGUGUCUCCUAUAUAAAGGCAGCAGACUGUGAGUUAGAACAGCAGCAUUCAUCCACCAGGUGACUUCAUCCAGCCAACCACUGUCUGCAGAUACGAAGACAACAUGUCCAAGUACAUCACCGACCUCGAAGUGUCUCUGAAUGAGACUGAUGAGAGUCAGCUCCGUGCUCAAGGCUUCAGCAAAAUUAAUGUAGAUCUGAACAAAGGAGCUGGAGGGAAAAACAUCUACCUCUGGUACAAGAGAGGUAGCUGUGGAGCCAUCACCAGGAUCCAGUUGUCCUUCACUGAGGCCAUGAGUGAGGGCCUGAACAAGGUAGGGUACCAGAAGAUCAACAAAAACCUCAACACCGGAGCAGGAGGGAACCACAUCUAUCUGUGGUUCUCCAAAGGUUCCUCAGAGUACCAUGUUCCCAUCGUGGACCUGGACGUCUCUGUCACCGAUGAAGCCCAGAAGUUUAAGUUCGGCUGGGACAGGCUGGCCUGUGAUCUGAACCGGGGGGUUGGAGGAUGUUGGGUCUUCCUGUGGGUGAAGAGAGAGAAUCCAACCUACAUCUGUGACCUUGCUGCCACUGCCGACUUCCAGGGAGACGCCGACUACUUCAACAAUGGCUACAUCCGAAUCGAUGAAACCACCAACAGAGGAGCAGGAGGGGCCUACGUCUUCAUCUGGUACCGUCAGACCACCAAGAAGGAGGGGGCCAUCAAAGACCUGCAGGUCUCCACCAAUGAUGCUGAGUACGAGCGCUUCCAGAAUGGCAAGUAUAAUCCAGUGAACAUGGAUCUGAACCAGGGGACCGGAGGAAACCCGGUGUUCCUGUGGUACAAGAAAGACGACUGCAGCAGCGGCCCCAUCAAGGACGUCACUCUGGUGGUCAACAGACAGGAUGUCUGUCCAUUUGAGGCUGCUGGUGUCCAGGUCAUCGACAAAAACCUCAACGAUGGAAACUGCUGUGCACCUGAGCUGUUCCUGUGUUACUACUGCUGAAGUCACCAUGACGACAGAGCUGAGCAUGCUCACUGAGCACAAACCAAAGAAUCCAAAAUAUCUCUGUUGAAUCUCUAAGUUUUUCUCCUGUGAUGAAACCAUGAAAUGUGUUCAAUCACUGUGAUCUCACAAGUUUUAUCCCUCAAACAUGUAGAAUCAGUCAACCUGUGUGUUCUUCAUUGAUUCUGUUUCUCUUCAUUCUGACUUUCUCUGAUUCAAUAAAGUCUCAUCUGCAUCUCAAA
Messenger RNA from Acanthochromis polyacanthus (spiny chromis), 2028 nucleotides. RefSeq lists its product as uncharacterized. NCBI's taxonomy places the organism in Eukaryota, Metazoa, Chordata, Actinopteri, Pomacentridae. The coding region runs from base 905 to 1786 and encodes 293 amino acids. The transcript has 2 exons. The record is from RefSeq and is a predicted model, not a curated record.